CACAUCGUGAAAACCUUCAGCAGAGUUCUCUCCAGCUUCAUCUCCUCCAUACCAAUCAGCUUCCCCAAUCCCGCCAAGUCGCAAUACCACUAAUCCCAAUGCAGCAUCCUCGACUCACACACCUUCUUGCCCAACGCUAAAUCACAUGACCAACAGCGCAUGCGCGUCAUCUGGCACCACCCCAAACUUCACACAGCCGGACCAUUCAAGACGAUCAACAAGCCUGCCUCCCUGUCGCUCCAGCAUGGUCUGACAGUUGCAGGCGACGCCAAACCUUUCACAUCAUGGGCGCGUCGCAGAGAGUUCUGUGCUCACACCUUAGCGGGCUGUGUGGCGCACGCCAGCGCUCCUCCGGCGAAGUUUAUUUGCACCGAGGAUGAAGGACGCGUGCGGGCAUGGUUUCUCUGCUUGUGCUUCGCUGUGCUCCAUGCAUACAGCCGUGCGAACACGAUGACAUGUCACUUUUGCUUCGCCCACCCAGCCCCAUUUCUGAUGUCCCCACUAACGUCAUCGCUAAUGUUGAGCGAUGGAGGACGCUUGCAGCAAGUUUGCAGCUGCACACAAUCACCUAGCCCGCUCGCGUGAGUUAGGGGAGGGAUUUGGAAACGCACCGGGAAACCCGCAGCCGUACCACUUUUGUGCGCAAAGGCUUGAACGGUAAACGCGAUAUGGUCGUUGACGCGCUUAUGCGUCCGGUAGGUGCUCCGGGCCUGUCAGAACGAAGAUCGCAGUAAGAAACGUGUGCAGCUCGUAACUCAG
Messenger RNA from Macroventuria anomochaeta, 759 nucleotides. RefSeq lists its product as uncharacterized. The transcript has a single exon. The record is from RefSeq and is a predicted model, not a curated record. Lineage: Eukaryota; Fungi; Ascomycota; Dothideomycetes; Pleosporales; Didymellaceae. The coding region runs from base 160 to 585 and encodes 141 amino acids.